Ipomoea nil (Japanese morning glory) is the source of this 3025-nucleotide messenger RNA. Its product is annotated as pentatricopeptide repeat-containing protein At1g15510, chloroplastic. NCBI's taxonomy places the organism in Eukaryota, Viridiplantae, Streptophyta, Magnoliopsida, Solanales, Convolvulaceae. Gene Ontology annotation, biological process: RNA modification. The coding region runs from base 110 to 2746 and encodes 878 amino acids. Gene Ontology annotation, cellular component: intracellular membrane-bounded organelle. Gene Ontology annotation, molecular function: protein binding; RNA binding; zinc ion binding. The record is from RefSeq and is a predicted model, not a curated record. The transcript is spliced from 2 exons.
AAUUAAGGAUCCAUACAUCAAGAAUGGAAAUUAUUGGCACUUUGGUCCCAGUUUAGGUACUGAUUACUGCAGGAAAAACGCGUUCGCCGAGUUCGCCUCCGGCGAGGUAAUGUUUCCUUCCUCGGUGUCUUGGAAGACGGUGGUUGCAACAGCUAAAACCCCAACCACCCUCAACCCUCACUUCUCCAAGCUUCAUAUCACCAAAGAACUGAGCUUUUCCAAGAUUUUCAGUAAGCCCCACAAGUUUUAUCUGUUAAAAACCCAGCAGAAUUCUACCCUCUGCUCUACUUCCACUCCCUCCUCUGCUGACCCCAACUCUCACCUCACUCGACUAUGCCUCCAAAGCCAGCUAGACCAAGCCGUAAGUUUCUUGAACUCGAGACAAGACCUUUGCAGUAAUAUUGACGAAGAAACGUUUGUUUAUUUGAUUAGGCUUUGCGAAUUCAAACGAGCGUCGAAAGAAGGGGGUAUGAUAUGUUCUUUUGUACUGAAUUCGAUGUCCCAGUUGAGCUUGAGGCUCGGGAAUUCUUUGCUGGCUAUGCUUGUCAAGUUGGGGAAUUUGGGAGAUGCUUGGUAUGUGUUUGGGAAAAUGACGGAGAGAGAUGUGUUCUCUUGGAAUGUUUUGAUUGGCGGGUACGCCAAAAAUGGCUACUUUGAUGAGGCUUUGGAUUUGUAUCAUCGUAUGUUGUGGGUGGGAUAUAGGCCUGAUGUUUAUACUUUCACUUGCGUGUUGAGGACUUGUGGCGGAAUACCUGAUUGGAAAAUAGGUAGAGAGAUUCAUGUUCAUGUAGUUAGGUUUGGGUUUGGGUGUGAUAUUGAUGUUGUUAAUGCAAUGAUGACUAUGUACAUGAAAUGCGGUGACAUUGUUAGUGCCAGGAAGGUGUUUGAUGGAAUGCCUAGGAGGGAUACGAUCUCAUGGAAUGCCAUGAUAUCUGGGUAUUUUGAGAAUGGUGACUAUUUGGAAGGUUUGAGCUUGUUCUUCUUGAUGAGAGAGUUUGGUGAUCAUCCGAAUUUAAUGACCAUGACGAGUGUGAUCUCUGCAUGUGAGGUUCUUUGUGAUGAGAGGUUAGGGAGAGCUUUACAUGGCUAUGUGGCUAAAAUGGAAUACGGGGAUGAUGUUUCGUUGGGUAAUUCACUAAUUCAGUUGUACUCUGCUGUUGGGAAUUUGGGGGAAGUGCAAAAAGUUUUUUCGAGGAUUGAGUGCAAAGAUGUGGUGUCAUGGACUGCAAUGAUUUCAGCUUACCAGAAUAACGAUUUGCCUGAAAAGGCAGUGGAAACAUAUAAAACAAUGGAGAUGGUGGGUGUCAAGCCGGAUGAGAUAGCCAUUGCUUCCGUUAUAUCUGCAUGUGCUUCUAUGGGAUUUCUAGAUAUGGGGAUUAAGCUUCAUGAGCUUGCCAAAAGGAUGGGAUUUGUAGCAUAUAUAAUCGUUGCAAACACACUCAUUGAUUUAUAUUCCAAAUGUGGUUGUAUCGAUAAGGCUUUGGAAGUCUUUUAUGAGAUCCCCAGAAAGGAUGUGAUAUCCUGGACAUCUAUUAUACUUGGUCUUCGGAUUAACAAUCGAAGUUAUGAAGCUUUGAUUUUUUUCCGGAAAAUGACGUUCACUAUGGAUCCAAAUUCAAUUACCUUGAUCUCUUCUCUUUCUGCGUGUGCUAGGAUAGGAGCUUUAAUGUGUGGUAAAGAGAUACAUGCAUAUGUGCUGAGAAAUGGGAUGGCUUUUGACGGAUUUUUGCCCAAUGCUCUUCUUGAUUUGUAUGUUAGGUGUGGAAAAAUGGGCCCUGCGUUGAAUCUAUUUAAUACGCAGCAGCAAGACGUGGCAGCUUGGAACAUUAUGCUUACAGGCUAUGCCCAGCGGGGGCAAGGUGAACUUGCGAUAGAGUUAUUUGAUAGAAUGAUAAAUUCGAACUUAAAGCCAAGUGAGAUUACUUUUAUAUCUCUAUUAUGUGCCUGUAGUAAGUCCGGGAUGGUGAAUCAAGGCCUCGAGUAUUUUGACAUUAUGGAAUCUAAGUUUUUUAUCAAACCAAAUCUGAAGCAUUAUGCUUGUGUGGUUGAUCUACUGGGCCGAGCUGGGCAACUGGAAGACGCUUAUGACUUUAUACAGAAAAUGGCGAUAAAACCUGACACAGCUAUUUGGGGAGCCUUGUUGAAUUCAUGUAGGAUCUACAGGAAUCUUGAACUCGGGGAACUUGCUGCUAGACACAUUCUUGAAAUGGAUGAAAUAAAUCUGGGGUAUUAUACCCUCGUAUUCAACCUGUACUUUGAUUGUGAAAAGUGGGAUGAAGUCGCUAGACUCAAAAAAUUGAUGAGAGUAAAGGGGCUAGAUAUUGAUCCCGGGUGCUGCUGGAUAGAAGUAAAAGGCAAAGUUCAUGCAUUCCUUAGUGGCGAUAAUUUCCACCCUGAAAUAAAGCAAAUAAAUGGAGUUCUAAAAGGAUUUUUCGAUAAAAUGAAAGCAGCUGGCCUUGAUGAACCAGAAAGAAGUGUUGUAGAUGAAGUUGAAGCUUCAAAAGCUGAGAUUUUUUGUGGGCACAGUGAGAGGUCGGCUAUUGCAUUUGGGCUGCUAAAUAGCGUUCCCGGGAUGCCUAUUUCAGUAACUAAAAACCUUUACAUGUGCCAGAGCUGUCAUAACCUUGUCAAAUUUAUCUCUAUGGCAAUUCGGAGAGAAAUCUCUGUCAGAGAUUGCGAAGGUUUUCACCAUUUCAAGGAUGGAAGGUGCUCUUGUGGGGAUAAUGGGUUUUGGGGGAAAUCUUAGAUGAAUUUCUCUCUACCCCUUCCACCAAUUUAGACGUAAAUACCUUCCCUGUCACACAUGAAAAAGAGCUGGUCAGAACUGUUUCAUCUUCAUAUAACAAUUAUCAUAGCUAAGGAUAUAGAAACAUAACUCAGCUAAGUAGUUGUAACUUAGGUUUAGUUACUUUAUUCUGCUUCUAUCUUAUCAUAUAUAGCCGUAGUUCUAUACUUCUAUGUACAAAAUAUCGUAGCGUUUCAGAAACACAAAUUAAUCAAGGAAAUGCUUUCUGAACUUUAUUUU